CCAUCUCCAAGGCAGAACUACAUGUGGACAAACAAAGAGCACAAGAAGAGAGGCAACCAAUACUGGGUUGGACAAAAUCCGCUUUUCUCCCAGGCGUUGGGCCCUGCCAAAGCCCAGGGAGAGCCCACAGGCAGAGAAAGCAAAGCCCGGCAGGGUCUAAACAGGAACCUGGAUUUUCUGUCUGACCCGCUGGUUAACAACGGCCCCGCUGCAAUCAGCAGGGUAGAGGACAGGGCUGAAGGAGAGCCUUCCUCUCCAGGUGGGCACUUCCCCCUCCUGCCUGACACCGUGGAGACAGCCUGGAAGCAACAAGAGCAAGGGUCCAGGCUUCUCAACAAGCCAGGCAGCCCUGAGGGCCCAGACGUUUUGCCCGUUCCAGAAGAUGUGUUUGAAAUCACGGGCUACCAUCACCUGGUGCCGGACGAAGGCCUGCAGAUAUUCCUGGCCCGUGUAGAACAGGCCCUGAGGACGGACUGCAUCCUGCCUGGGCUGCAGCAGCCCUGUGCUAAGAUGGUCUCCAAGACUGAGCUGCUUCUAAGUCUGCUCAGCAAGAGACAAGAGAGCGAGGGAGCCUCUGCUUUCACGGGACAGUGUCCUAUGGAUGAGAACAUCUCCAGACGCACAGCCUUGGAGAAGGGCAAGGAACACAGAGAGGAGAAGAAACCAGAGGCCUUGGAUGACACAGUCACAUUGGUGGUCUUGCUGUCCGUCGUCGCUGUCAUUUCUCUGACAGUGAUGUGUGUCCUUAAGCUCUGCUCCCGACCUUGCGCAGUGUUUUGCCGAUGCCUGUGCACUGUGUGGAGAAGGUAA
Lepidothrix coronata (blue-crowned manakin) is the source of this 810-nucleotide messenger RNA. RefSeq names its product leucine rich repeat containing 37 member A3 (gene LRRC37A3). The coding region runs from base 22 to 810 and encodes 262 amino acids. The record is from RefSeq and is a predicted model, not a curated record. The transcript is spliced from 3 exons. Lineage: Eukaryota; Metazoa; Chordata; Aves; Passeriformes; Pipridae.